AUGGCUAUGAAUGACACCGAAAGUAAAAGUUCCAACCACUUAUUCAAAUAUCGUUCUGGAGGAUGUCGAGCGUUGGAAUUAAGACCAACAGACGAACAAUCACUCCCUGAAUACGUUUCCGGACGUUGCCUAGCCAGCGACCUGGGAGCGAUCUUCGAGCCAUUGAUUGCGAUGGUAUCUGCGACAGUGACUACAAGAUAUACUCUUUAUUAUGAGCAAAGACGAAUAAUCUCAAAUACUAAACCUAUGGGCUACACCUUCAUUUCGGGACGUCUUAGUGUAAUUCUGGAUCCAUAUGCAUUAUCAUUACUCGCAUCGUGUCUUCUUUUGGGCUGUUCGAUUUCCUCGUUCACGCAUCGACGCCAGGUGCAUGAUAGAUGCCAGUCGCUUAUUCUUGUGUUCGCCAUUCUUACAGCCACCACCAUAGGUUUUGGGUUAGGAAUAGAUGCCAAUCUCAUAAUGCUAGGAUUUGUUCCUUGGGCUCUGAUUCUCGCAAUGGUUUUCAGUGUUUUCGUUCAUUGGACAGUCAGACGUCACCGUAGAGCUCAGAACUGCUCUGGAGUGUUCUUCCUUGAAAGAAUUGGAAAAAGCGUAAUGACUUCAAGGUUUGAACAGGCCCACGGCUGCUGA
Botrytis fragariae is the source of this 630-nucleotide messenger RNA. RefSeq lists its product as uncharacterized. The transcript has 2 exons. Bases 1 to 630 code for a protein of 209 amino acids. Lineage: Eukaryota; Fungi; Ascomycota; Leotiomycetes; Helotiales; Sclerotiniaceae. The record is from RefSeq and is a predicted model, not a curated record.